Phlebotomus argentipes is the source of this 951-nucleotide messenger RNA. Its product is annotated as keratin-associated protein 19-2-like. The record is from RefSeq and is a predicted model, not a curated record. NCBI's taxonomy places the organism in Eukaryota, Metazoa, Arthropoda, Insecta, Diptera, Psychodidae. Bases 204 to 665 code for a protein of 153 amino acids. The transcript is spliced from 5 exons.
UUCGUUCCGUGGCUCUCAAGCAAGCAACUCCAAGUGCAAAAUCUCUCGUGUGGACUUUGGGAAAAAGAAAAAUUAUUCUUCUUAUUAAAAUUAGUGACAUUGUAACACACUUUUGCCAUUCCAUCGCGAGUGCCUUUUGUUUCACUCUCAGUGAUUUAUUCGUCAUUUCCGCCCGAGAAAGACCUCAAAGUUGCCCAUCCAAGAUGUUGAAUACUAAAGUUCUCUGUCUCCUUGUCGUGUUCAUUUUCGCGGUUGCCGCCGAAUCGACCCCUGGAGAGACGAAGAUCAGCGCCAAGACCGAGGAUCUGAAGCCAGCGGAAAGCGGUCAAAUCUUUGACUUAGGAAGCUGGGCAGGAAGGAGAUCUUACUACCCCUCUUACGGCGGCUACGGUGGCGGCUAUGGAGGAUAUGGAGGCUAUGGCAACUACGGCGGCUAUGGUGGCUGGAAUAGACCUGGCUACAACACAGGAUAUGGCGGCUAUGGCGGGUAUGGCGGAUACUACCCUCAGUCCGGAUACGGCUCGACUUACGGCGGAUACUACCCGCAGAGCGGCUACGGAACCAACUACCUGGGCGGAUACGGAGGCUACGGAGGAUAUGGAACCGGAUAUGGCGGAUAUGGCGGCGGUUAUGGCGGAUAUGGAGGUGGUGGAUACUAUUACUAAACACGAGAAUGAUUCCUCUGAGUGAAAAUUAACAGCCUGACUUAUCACCAAUUUUGCAAAAAAAAAAAGUGUUUUGUAAAUUUGCGACGCAUUCGUAUAUCCAAGGAAAGUCCCCAGAGAAGAGCAGCAAAUUUUCCAACAGCGGAAAAUCACCUUUUUGGUCAAUCUUCAGCAGUGAAUGAUGUCAUAUCCUCAGAAACACCGAUUAAAAGUAUUCUCAACAGUUUUUCUUGCGACUGUCAGCAAAAAGUAGGAGGUAGAUUGAAAUAAAAUUGAAGAACUAAUA